UCCAUGAUGCAAGAACUCUCUGAUGAGAGUCGCGCCUGCUUCCACCUGAUGUUUACCUCCAACUUUUCCUCCCGACCACAGCGAUCUGUUACAAAGCUGCACAACGAGGCUUUGUGCUGUUUGCUCACAUUUUGCGAUUUGUCGACGCUUACAAGCGGUCCGAACGAAACCACGCAGAGCUGCUACGAGUAUUCGACAGUUCGGCACCAGCUAGCUCCUCUGCCUGGACGAGGAAGAACUCCGGUCGCGCUUCGAUGUCCAUCACAUACGGCUGAAGUACUACAAACGAACAGCACAAAGCGCUUCAGCGGGCCAUUGGCUCUUCGUCAUCAUGUCGGACCAUUCAGACGACAUUGACUUCAUCACCAAUCCCAAUCAAACGGCCGGUGCAGGAGGCAGUGGAGCCGAAGCAGGAGGAAGUGGAGGAGACCUGGACGAUGCGGCCGAGAUUGCAGCGAUGCAGGCAAGGGUCAAGGAGAUGGAAGCCGAAGCUUCCAGGCUCCGGGAUCUUCAGAGCGAUCCGAAUUACCGCCCUGACCGAAACCUGGUCAAUGACCCGAUAGGUGUAGGAGCACUCGAUGAGGAGAAGGAGGAGAUCGACGCGAGAAGCGUCUUCGUCGGAAAUGUGGACUAUGGCGCAUCACCAGAGGAGAUCCAGCAGCACUUUGCAGCGUGCGGCACCAUCAACCGAGUGACCAUCCUCUGCGACAAAUUCACUGGACAUCCAAAAGGAUUCGCUUACGUGGAGUUUUCUGAGCCGAGCUUGGUGGCGAAUGCAAUGGUCAUGAACGAGAGCCUGUUCAGGGGCAGAUUGCUAAAGGUCACGGCAAAGCGAACUAAUGUGCCAGGGAUGACUGCUAGGGGUCGCGGACGGGGCAGGGGACGUGCGCGUGGAAGACCUUUUAGGGCGCGAGGCCGUGGGAGAGGAUAUUACUGAGCUCGAGGCGGACUCAACUCGGAUCGAGCGUAGGGCUCUCAUAUCGGUGCAUGAUUCAGCAAGCGUGUGAUGAGCAGAGCUCAAGGUGGCUAUCGUCAGGAGACGAUCGCAAGGAGUCCAUCAAGUCAGCGGAGGAUCAACGUGUCUCUCUGUGUCAGCAAGAACAGAGAGACGAUCUUGGUUCGGGACCCUAGAUGAUGACAGCAAACAGAAAUAUCAAGACAGCGACUGCCUUUGUACUCCUCUUGACCUCUUCUUUACAUCGCAUUAAUCCUAGCAAGAGUCUCUGGCGACCUGGCAAGC
Molecule: messenger RNA, 1240 nt
Organism: Ceraceosorus guamensis
Lineage: Eukaryota; Fungi; Basidiomycota; Exobasidiomycetes; Ceraceosorales; Ceraceosoraceae
Product: RNA-binding domain-containing protein
Exons: 3
Coding region: 332-937 (201 amino acids)
Molecular function (GO): RNA binding
Source: RefSeq, a predicted model, not a curated record